Molecule: messenger RNA, 2978 nt
Organism: Biomphalaria glabrata
Lineage: Eukaryota; Metazoa; Mollusca; Gastropoda; Planorbidae
Product: muscarinic acetylcholine receptor M5-like
Exons: 3
Coding region: 593-2950 (785 amino acids)
Biological process (GO): adenylate cyclase-activating adrenergic receptor signaling pathway
Cellular component (GO): plasma membrane
Molecular function (GO): G protein-coupled acetylcholine receptor activity
Source: RefSeq, a predicted model, not a curated record
GCUGGUGUUGAAGCUGUAUUGAAUCAGUGAAUAGAGACAGGUCUCACACAUUGGAACUUUGUAUCAAAUUGUAGUGAUUGGACUCUUUGACAUUUGUUUUGAAACAGAGUGCACAUUUGAAAGAAUCAAUUUUUAUAUAUUUUUUAAAUUCUUUUACACGAAGAUUUAAAAAAAAAAGGAAAGCUUAGUGAAAAGUUUAGUUUACAUGAACACAUGUUUCGAUCGAACAUUCUUACCAUAUGUUUUGGUUAACCAGGAAAAAAGUUUCACAGGUGUUUUUUUCUGCCUUUUCGUAUUCUGUGCAGUUCAAUAUUUUCAGUUGCCUUCAAUUUAAGGAAUACCUUCAUUCAUGAUCUAACUUGGUAAACACAAGCAGUGUACGUUUCUCAUUGAAGGUGGAAAACUUGAACCAAGUUUCUUCCUAAUCCACAAGAUGGUCUUCUACUACAUCUACACUUCAUCCCAAGACUAACGCCAGCAUGCUCAGUGAACAACUCGAUCUAGGAUUGACGAAUAGAACAAAGAGAGCAGCUGUGUUUCCUGUCCCUUAGUUUGACAUUCUAGCGACAGAACUUUUUAGACCUUAUUAGACAUGGAGGGAGAGAACACGUCAUUAGUGCUCAACUCUUCAUACUUAAAUAGUACAAAAGAGCAACUCUUUUUUUUGCAAAAUAAUUACAGUCAAAACGUUACGUCCUUACAAUCCGUCCUUGAUGUCAAUAAAGCCACUUUGAUUGCUGAAACAUUGGAUUCUUUGCUCUCUAAUCUAACCACAUCUUUUCGACAAUAUCGUGAAACAUAUUUCAAAAAUAAGUCCAUGUCAUUUGAAGAUUUUUUUUACUUCACAUUUCCUGCUUUAUUCAAUGGAACAUCUGUGACAAGCUCUUCCAACCACAAUUUGACGGAUCCUUUGACAUCAGCAGGGAAUUUAAUGGUCACAACUUUUGAAAACUAUACUAAUGCAAUGACAAAAAAUGUAACAGGCUAUAAACUAGGUGUAGAUAGAACGACGAUAGAAAUUCUUCUGAUUUCUCUUGUAGUUAGUCUGUUGUCAUUCCUUACAGCGGGUGGCAAUUUGUUAGUUAUUGUAGCUUUCAAACUGGACAAACAGCUCCAAACAGUUAGCAACUAUUUUUUACUAAGCUUAGCUGUAGCUGACCUGACCAUUGGCAUUGUAUCAAUGCCUCUUUAUACAGUUUAUUUAAUGAUGGGUUACUGGCCACUUAAAGCACUAAUGUGUGAUAUCUGGCUGGCUCUUGAUUAUACAAUGAGCAAUGCAUCUGUUGCUAAUUUAAUUAUUAUUAGCUUCGAUAGAUAUCUAAGUGUCACACGACCUUUAACAUAUCGAGCGAAACGCACUCCACGAAGAGCUGCAUCUAUGAUCGGUUGUGCAUGGAUUAUCUCCUCUCUUAUCUGGACUCCAUGGAUAUUUGCUUGGCCGUACAUUGAAGGGAGAAGAACUGUUCCAGAAAACGAAUGUUUUAUUCAAUUUUUAAAAACAAACCAAUAUAUUACUGUUAUAACGGCGAUGUUUGCGUUUUACAUUCCGGUAAUGAUUAUGUCAGUAUUAUAUUUUAGAAUAUAUAUGGAAACUCAAAAGCGUCAAAAAGAUCUUCCCAAGCUUCAAGGUAUUCAUAAAUCUAAAAGAAUCAAAGAUCCGAACCAACGACAACAUCACUCUAGUAAGAAGUCUAUGGCGUCUAGUGACGAGGAAGGUUACUCUAGUACAAGUGAUAAAGGAAUCAAUUUUGUCAACCAAAACAGCGAACUGAGCUCAACUAAGAGCAAACUGUUAGGAUGUUUAAAAAUUGACCGAGAUUCGGACUAUAUGGAGGAUUCUAGCUCAAGUGAAUCUCCUACAUCGCCUCACACACCAAAUAUUCAUACUAAGUGCACAUUACCCAUUUUAUAUACAAGUCAUUCUAACGGAGAAAAAAUAUUACCUCGACAGGAUUCAGAAAAUUCUUCAACAAGUCUUCAAUAUCCUAUUUCAAAGCAUCAGAGGUCUGUUCGGAUUAACUUCAGUACGUCACUAAUACCCCUUUUGCCGGUAGAAACAUCAAGUGCUCCGAUAUCGAUGUAUAGGGAAAUAAGCUUAGAAACCAUGUCUUCCACGCCAGAACAGACUAACAGUUUUUUAACAGAAAAUGUCUCAUGUCCAUAUCCUUUGACAACAUCAUUUUCUGAAUUAGGAGAUCAAAUUUCCUCUAAAGAAAAUUUUUUAGCGUCUGAUAGACAUCAGUGCCGUGAAUACAAAGAAAGUGAUUCAGAAGAUGAAGAUGACGAAGACAGUGCUAUUUUUAGAGUUUUAAUAAACCUACCGGACAAUAAAAGUUUAUCAAAACCUACUAUAAGAAUGGAGCCAGAUACGGAUUUUGAACAUUUGAAUGACAUCAAUCCAGCUCGCGUGCACAAAAUGGAAAGUGACACUGAAGAAGACGACGAAAUAAUUUCAAGAAGAAUUGCGGAAAGAACCACAUUACCUCCCCCUCCUCGACCUCGAACAGGAACCCCAGCACUAGCUCGGCGAGCUCAGAGCAACGAUUCUAAUAAAAUAGCCAUGCAAGCCAAGAUUGCUGCCAAAGCAGCUACCCGAGUCCACAAAGCCAGACAAACAGCAAUGUCUAAACUUCAGUCUCGUCGACAAGAAAGAAGACAAGACCAAAAGGCCGCAAAAACAUUGACUGCAAUCCUACUAGCAUUUAUUGUGACAUGGACACCAUACAAUAUCUUUACUGUUGUCCAGGUAUUCUGUGAUAAUUGUGUCAAUGAAACUUUGUACGCAAUAGGUUAUUGGCUGUGUUACAUCAACAGCACUAUCAACCCAUUGUGUUAUGCUCUUUGCAAUGUCAACUUUAGGAGAACUUUUUGGAGAAUAUUGACAUGUAAAUGCAAAAAGUCAAGAGUCUCUCUACGAAGCCAGGUUACACCAGCAAAUAAUUAUAACUAAUAAGAUCAGUAAAACAUAUUUUUAUAUC